UUUGUGCUGCUUUGGGGGCAACAAGAACAGAUAUUUCCUCAGGCAAAGCAGAUUUCCAAAUACAUUUUCUAUUCGUCUUAACGUACUCGGUACUCAAGCAACAAAUACCGUCGGUCAUCUGAAGCGACAACACCAUGGGUUCCAUUGAGCCUUCGAAGCCGGAUUACGAUGUGCUCGUCAUCGGAGCCGGUCUGUCUGGCUGCUAUGCUUGUUACAAGAUGCAGAACUUGAAUUUGAAAGUCAAGGUCCUGGAAGCUGGCUCAUCCGUCGGAGGCACAUGGUAUUGGAAUCGAUAUCCGGGUGCUCGCUUUGACUGUGAAUCGUAUACCUACGGAUUCUUCUGGUCACAGGAACUUCUGGACGAGUGGAAGUGGUCAGAGCACUUUGCACCCCAGGAAGAGACCGAACGCUACAUCCACUUUAUCUGUGACAAGUAUAAUCUAUGGCGGAACAUGCAAUUCGAUACGGUUGUCAGUAAAGCCCAUUGGGAUUCGGAAGGUCGCUACUGGAAACUCGUCGACGAAUCAGGGCAUGAAUAUACCUCGCGCUUCCUCAUUACCGGUCUUGGGCUUCUGAGUAAUCCUACACUGCCAAAUAUCCCAGGUGUGGAGGACUACAAAGGACAGGCGUUUCAUACCUCCCGCUGGCCGAAAACACCCGUCAACUUCGAGGGCAAGAGUGUCGGCGUUAUCGGCGUAGGAGCCACCGCUAUCCAAUUAAUACCAGAGGUAGCGAAGAUGGCCAAGAGUUUGACCGUCUUCCAACGUACACCAAACUGGGCAAUCCCAUUACAUAACUCUAAGAUCAGCGACGAGGAGAUGGAGACGAUUCGAAAAGGCUACCCAGAGUUAUUGAAGAAAAUUGACGGCAGUCGACUGAGUUUUAUGCAUGAUAUCGUUACCGACUCUAUCUGGGAAGCGACUCCUGAAGAAAGAGAGGCCUUCUGGGAGUUCUUGUACGCCCAGCCUGGAUUCGGAUUCUGGAUCUCGAACUAUAAGGAGGUCGGCGUCGACCUAAAAGCGAAUGCUCUGGUCAGUGAUUUCGUGGCAAAAAAGAUACGGCAACGUGUCAAGGAUCCGUGGACGGCCGACAAGCUCAUUCCCAAGACUUAUGGAUUUGGACUUCGGCGUGUGCCCAUGGAGACGUUCUUUUACGAAACCUUCAAUGAGCCACACGUUCGCCUUAUUGACCUCUUCGAGACACCCAUCCAGAGUAUUACUGAGGACGGAAUCAAGACGUCACAGGAAGACUUCAAGUUCGAUAUACUCAUCUAUGCAACCGGGUUCUCUGCAAUCACUGGAUCUUUCGAGGCGAUCGACUUCAGAGGGAACAACGACGUUCGCCUCAUUGACAAAUGGCAACAUGGUCCUCAGACUUAUCUCGGGUUGACUGUGCAGGAUUUCCCCAAUAUGUUCAUGUCAAUUGGACCGCAUCAAGCUUACGGCAACAUCCCACGAAGUAUCGAGUAUGCCGUCGGCUGGAUAUCAGACUGCAUCGAAUACCUGAGAGAACAUGACAUCACGUAUAUUGAAGCCAAGGAAGAAGGCGUGCGAAAAUGGACAGAACAUGUCCACGAACUCGGCAAAGACCUACUCAGCAACACGGUCGAUUCUUGGUUGACCGGUGUCAACAAGAAUGUUGCAGGCAAACAAGAGCGUAUUAUUGCACGAUAUAGCGGUGCCGCACCAGAAUUCCGAAGGCAGUGCAAUGAAGUCGCCGCGGUUCAUUAUGAAACUUUCAAGCUUGCAUGAACAGGACGUUCAGACUGAGAGUUACUCUUUCGCGGACAUGAACAGGAAUUUGCCUGUAGCUACAGCAAGCCAGAUA
Molecule: messenger RNA, 1827 nt
Organism: Exophiala viscosa
Lineage: Eukaryota; Fungi; Ascomycota; Eurotiomycetes; Chaetothyriales; Herpotrichiellaceae
Exons: 7
Coding region: 135-1751 (538 amino acids)
Molecular function (GO): N,N-dimethylaniline monooxygenase activity; flavin adenine dinucleotide binding; NADP binding
Source: RefSeq, a predicted model, not a curated record